GGCUGCGCUGACGCGGGCGGCGGGGAGGAGCCCGGCUUUGGCGCCGCCCUCGGACGUGCGGAGACUCCGGGGAGUGACUGCGACAGACCAGUCGGCGCGGUGGCCGCGGCGGGAGCGCACCGCGGGCUCCUCAGUUCGCGUCUUGCGUCUGACGGAGCCCGGGAUGGCGGCGGUCCGGUCCUUCUCCGGGCUGGUGCCGGUGACCUUCAAUGAUGUGGCCGUGACCUUCACCCAGGAGGAGUGGGAGCAGCUGCGCCCUGCCCAGAGGGCCCUGUACCAUGAGGUGAUGCUGGACAACUACAGUCUCCUGGUGUCUGUUGGAUGCUCUGCUCGCAAACCUGAACUGAUCACGCAGCUGGAGCACUGGAAGGACGUAGUGAAGACAGAUGUCUCCCCAAGCACCAGUGCAGGUGUUAGCAGUCUGAGUGCCAGCAAAGAGGUGACUCUUACUCCUGCAUCCAAAGGUGAUAAAGGAAUACUCAAGCUCAUAGAUCCUGCCACUUUUAAACCAGUUCUGUCUGAGGGAGUCUCAGUCCACGAACAGCUAGCACAAGGAACCCCAAGGGAGUCCCAAAAGGAGCAGACCAAGGCUCAGGGUGGGCCUUCAGAAACUCAAGGGCACUUGAGACCAGUGAGAGAGCCCCAGAAGGACAGACUCCCUGGGAAGCUGAGCCUCAAACAUGACAGUGUAGGGACAGCUCAUGGCGUGUGUAAGUGGAUUGUACAGGAGGUGGACACUACAGAAGAUGUUAUAAAUAUCUCCUCUGACUCAGAGGAGGAACCCAUGGCUCAGGCCGAGGAAAACGUCUUUAAAUGCAAUGAAUGUGGGAAGGUUUUUAGCAAGAAGCGCCUCCUUGCUGGGCAUGAGAGGACUCACUCUGGAGUGAAGCCCUACGAGUGCACGGAGUGUGGGAAAACCUUUAGUAAGAGCACUUACCUCCUUCAGCACCACCUGGUCCACACGGGGGAGAAGCCCUAUAAGUGUGCGGAGUGCGGGAAGGCCUUCAACCGCAAGUCGCACCUCACACAGCACCAGCGCAUUCACAGUGGCGAGAAGCCUUACCGGUGCGACGAGUGUGGAAAGGCCUUCACCCACCGCUCCACUUUUGUCUUGCACGAGAGAAGCCACACUGGAGAGAAGCCCUUUGAGUGCAAAGAGUGUGGGAAAGCUUUCCGAGACAGGCCAGGCUUCAUCCGACACUAUACCAUCCACAGUGGCGAGAACCCCUACGAGUGCUUCGAGUGCGGCAAGGUCUUCAAGCACAGGUCCCAUCUCAUGUGGCACCAGCAGACUCACACCGGGGAGAAGCCCUACGAGUGCGGUGAGUGUGGGAAGGUGUUCUGCGAGAGCGCGGCCCUCAUUCACCACUCUGUCAUCCACACAGGAGAGAAGCCCUUUGAGUGUCCCGAGUGUGGGAAGGCCUUCAACCACAGAUCGUACCUCAAGAGGCACCAGCGCAUCCACACCGGGGAGAAGCCCUACGUGUGCGCCGACUGCGGGCGGGCCUUCACCCACUGCUCCACGUUCAUCUUGCACAAGCGGGCCCACUCGGGGGAAAAGCCUUUCGACUGCAGAGAGUGCGGGAAAGCCUUUAGCAACCGCGCGGACCUCAUCCGACACUUCAGCAUCCACUCCGGGGAGAAGCCCUUUGAGUGCUCUGAGUGCGGGAAGGCCUUCAGCCGCAGGUCGGGCCUCACCAGGCACCAGCGCAUCCACAGUGGGGAGAAGCCCUUCCAGUGUCUCGAGUGCGGGAAGACCUUCUGCUGGAGCACCAACCUGAUUCGCCAUUCUAUCACCCACUCUGGAGAGAAGCCCUACGAGUGCAUCGAGUGCGGGAAGGGCUUCAGCCGCAACUCCUCCCUCACCCAUCACCAGAAGAUCCAUCUCGUGAGCACCCCUGUUCACAGGGCAGAUGCAGAUGACGCCCUCUCCAGCGGCCGCCAGCCCUCAGCCGACCCCCAGGAAAUCCUGUCUGAUGACGAUCUCUUACCAGAGGAAGCUGCAGAUUCGGAAUCUGAUCUUUCAUACCAAGAAGCCUCCUGACUUUCUUCCUCGUGAGAAAGCAGCUUUCUGUUGCAGGGUAUCAGUGGUCGUGUAAAGAGUAGUGAUACUGGAAAGAGACGCGGUCUGUAUAGCUUCAUUCUGCAUCAGACUUUCGUCUGGGCAGAGACUCGCUGCUUACUGUGUUCUUAGCAAAACUUUAACUUAAAGACAUUUUUCUCCUUAAUUUCCAUUGCAAUCUCAUCUCAGGAAUGUUGGGUGUUUUUUUUCCAAAGAAAGGAAGAGAGAAGAGACAAUGAACUCCAAAUUCAGUUUCUCUCAGACUUCCUUGUCAAACCCACAGCGCCUCCCCUGUCCCACACCUUCGCUUCUUCUGCAGGAGAAGGCUUGGCGCCCGACAUGAAGGGCCGAGGCGUAGCCUUCAUGUGUCUGUGUGUAGAUUCAUUGCUGUCCGCGCCAAGCGGUUAAGUUGAUUAGGGCAAGUCUGGGAAUUUCCUUUGUCUUGUUGUUCUAAAGUAUUGUGCUAACUAUUAAUUACUUUUUUUUUUUUUGCAAGAAAUGCAAAGGCUCAAACCAUCAGCUGCUUUGAUAAAAUACACAUAUGAAUGAGCACAUCUUAUACCUGGUGAGACUGAAGUUUUGCUUUUAUAAAACAAGCCGUUUCUUCAUGUGGCUUAAAAGAUACAGACUUUCUCUUGAUCCUCCUCCUCACUCUCUCCUCCUUCUUGUAUUGCUGUGGUUCUGUAGUGAAGUUUUUUACUUUGGUGAAGUGAUUCCUCUCUAAUUUUCUUAUUUAUUAAAAUAGACUUAGCUGUCAUAGUUGCUUGGUGGAGUUUUUUGGGUAAACAUUUCUUGUCUCUCAAAACAAAUCUUUAUGGAAUUUUAUAGACGUUGGUAGAUCAAUUUAUUGUGGGUUGGCAUCACUACUAUGCCUAGUCUUUUAUUUCAUGAGCGUAUUAUAUAUUCACUCAAGUAUUAUUAGACUUCUCUCUAAUAAGUAGUAGAUUAUUAGUCGAUUCUGUGUAGUUUUUAUUUUAAGGUUUAUAUCGAAGGUUUUUUUUUUCUUAGUCUGUGUCCCAUGUUCCUGGUGUGCUAAUUUUUGUUGAGUUUGGCUGGGUGUUGAUUUCUGUCAAAUUUUUCCUCUCUCACUUGAUCUUGUGUAGACUCUUUUUAUAUUUACACCGACUUAUAUAUUAAAAUCGAACCAACUUCAAGUCCUUAGGAAAAACUCCAUUUGGUCAUGGAGUGUAAUACUUUGACAUCUUACGUUACAGUAUAUUACUAUAUAUAUUUAGUAUGCUGGUAUUCGUUGAUGGAGUUUUUGCCUGGUCUCACAUGUGGUAGUGAUAUGCAGUCCUCUUUCUCUCUCUCUCUUUCUCUCUCUCUCUUUUCUUUUCAUGUUGUUGUUGUUGUUGGAUUUUGGUGUCUGUAAAUCACUGCGCUCCCACCAUGUGCUGGGAGGCUUUCCUCUAUUGUUUGGAUGACAGUGUGUGAAACAGGCUUUAUUUGAUCCUUUCGUUUUGGGUAGCAUUCUCCAGACAACUGUUUAGACCUGGGGGAUUUCUCUGGCGAUGGCACACUUGGUUAAUCGCUCGCAUCCACUGGUACUUCUUUGAGCUCACUGAGUCUUUCCUCUCUCAUGUCUAAUUUACAGUUGAACUUGUCUAGUGAGUUUUUGUUCUGUUGUUUGGUUUCUUUGGUUGUUUACUCUCUUAUUUGUUUCUCUUAUAAAUCUUAUAGUUCUUUGUAAUACUAAAGGGCUCUGAGGAAAAAGGGCUUAAUUGUGUUAUUUCAAAGUUACGUUUCUUGUGGCUAGAGAAAUAGCGUAACUGGUAGAGCAUUUAACUUGCAUACCUGAGACUCCCAGUUCAGUCUCCAACACUGCAUGUCCCAGGGUGGUGCUCUGCUGUCUUUUUUUUCUAUUUUGUGUGAAAAUCUCUGUCUCUGACAUGUAAUAAGUAAAUCUUUCAUAUAUAUAUAUGUACAUAUAUGUUUUUUAAAAGACAAACUUAUGUUUCUCUGUGAAAAUCUUUGUCUCUGACAUGUAAUAACUAAAUCUUUCAUAUAUAUAUGUAUAUAUAUUUAUAUAUAUAAUCUGUUUCUAAAAAGACAAACUUAUGUUUCUCUGGUAGUUCAUCUUGAUUGUGGAAUAGAAACCCUAAAUUCUCUGGAGGACUGGAAGGCCUGUAGUCCCUUCUAUGUUAGUAUCUACACGUCAUACAAAGACAGAUUUUAGAACUGAUAAUGGCCUACAGAUUGUUCAGAGCUGUGUUCUCCAGGAAACGUCUGCUUACAAUUCCUCAGCCUCUAAGCCCUGUCAGCAUCUUGCCAUCCUCUUCCCAGAAUAAUUCCUCCUUUUUGUGAUUAAAGACAUCCCUCCCCACCAGCUUUUCCAGCGCACCUCCACUGACUGACUUUGGCUUCCUCCUGUCCCUCCCCUUCUGUCCGCCUCACACAGCCGUGCUCAUGUCUCCAGUCUCGCCCCCGGACCUUCCUGCUCCAUCUGCCCAUCUAGCUAGGCUUUCGCUUCCUCACGCAGACAUGGCCUUGUUCUGUUCCCAAAGAGCCUGUGCUUUGGUCUUACUGUGUCUCAGCCAUCACUCUGGAGGGUUUAGACACACCCAUUGCGUUAACGUUUCCAACGAGUCUAUGUGGGAGGCGGUAUCACUCACAUUUUAGAGACGAAGAACCGAGAUCCGGAGUGCUAAGGGACCUGUACGCUAGAGUCCAACCUGUGAGGAACUGAGUAGGAAUGAAGGGCUGCUGGGUCCACGGCCUUCUGAUCCCCGAUCCAGCUCUGCACAGGGUCAGGUCUCGCUUCUCUGGGCGCCAUUGCCUUGUACAGAAUGAACCGAAUGGUCUUCGCGUAGCCGUAGUUGCCUUUUCUCAAGUGACACCACACAUCCUGGCUGUCCCCCCGGGGUGUGACUCCGAUGGCCUUUUGUCCCCGUGUGGAAUGCUCGUGUGGUGCCGGCCUUGAGCACGUGGCAGACCAGUGGAGAAGGGUUCAGGGCACACGUGUAGCGACUGGGACUGUGUUUGCGGUGCUUGCAGAGACAUCUCGGUGAAUUCCACUGCCUGCUGCCUGCUGCUUCACCCAGACCAGACACUUUGCAGCCACCAGACACUUUGCAGCCACGGAUCUUUCCUCGUUGGCUCAUUCCGUUCAUUUCACCGUUUCCAUCCUCCUUAGUCGACGUUCAGCGUACGUGUUCUAGUGAGUGACCGUACACACCAAGGUGUUUCGGUAACCAUGCUUGACAGGGUACUUACCCGGAGCUUGGCACAUGGCUGGCACAGCAGAAGGUACACGCUGACCUUGAAGCAGCCCUUCAGGGCUGACAUGGGCAGAUGUGGUCGACUUUAAAAGUCACAGCGAAAUGACCAUAUUGAAAGUUGCUUGUCGCCAAUCCAGGUUUGUUGGUUGAUGAGGAAGACGCCAGUAACUCAGCAGUCACCGUAGCUAAAGGGUCGGGUUUAUCGUGGCCAAAAAACGCAAAACAGACCAGGGGAGAGGGAGGCUCCAGAACCCGAGUCCAGAGAAAACCAGGGUCGGGUUCCAGGAGUUCAGGAUACUUAGCAUUACUCAUGCUAGCAGGGAGCUAUGACAGCAUGUGCGAAGUGUCUGCUAGUCAACUCAGUAGAAACUGGGAGUUCAGAGUUCUUACUGGGACUCUGUGUCCUUUGUGUUGACCGUGAACACCCCCCCCCCCAGGCCGCCAGAAGAGCAGUUCAGAGCAUAUGUCACUGCUGCUGGCUAGACAGCAGAGAUGGGAAGCCUGGCAUCCCAAACUCGAGUCGGGGAUAAGUUUCGAGCUCAAAGGACAGCAAGCAAAGGCCUGGUGUUUUCUUUCGUCACGGUCACUCAGACGGAACUAAAGCGUGAAGUAUUUCAUAUAUCUUUAACAGAUAGUUAACGAAGUUUGCUACAAUAAAAGCAAAUCUUGGUGAUAAAUGUUCAUAGGUGUAAACAACUGUAAGUAGCGCCCUCAGUUACAUCACAGUGUAUUCAAGAAGUUGAGCGGGGGAGACAGCAUCAUAGUUCUGCAAAGAGAGACUCAUGCCUGAGGCUCCAAAGUCCCAGGUUCAGUCCCCCGCACCACAGUAGGCCAGAGCUGAACAGUGCUCUGGAGGGAAAAAAAAAAAAAAACUAAAAAAUUUUAAAAAUAAAAAAAAAACUUAAGUAGAAUGAAAUUUAGUGAUGACAGCGGCCAGGAAAAUAACUCAACUGGUGGACUGAGGGAUCUGUGUCUGAGGCUCCCAGUUAGAGACCUGGCACGCACGUAUGCUUUGGUUUUCUCUCUCUUCUCUCUCUUUCAGUGUGAAACUCUAAUAUAAAGUAAAUACAAAUCUUUAAAUUUAGUGAUUAUAAAAUGCCUGGUGCAAAGGCUUUUGCUUCGCUUAAUACCAAUCCCUAUAAAGCUUUGUCUUGAAGUGAUCUGACUUGCAAAUAGGACCUUCGCUGGCCUUUGUAUAUAUAUAAAACGUAAUGAUCGGGCCAGUAUGUGUUUCCAUUGAACAUAUGAACGAUUACUUGUUCCUGCUAUUGAAGCUUAUACAUAGCCUUUGAUUCAACAGCAAAACUUAAAGAAUAGGGGGUCCUACUAAUUCCCGUCUUGUCAAAAAUGCACACCUUGAGAUUCAAGUGUGUUUUUCAGGCUUGGUGAAGGUCAUGGAUCUGUCUGAAUUUCACUUGAAAGGCGUGAGAGCUGAGUCUGUUUUCUACAGAGACAUGAACAGAAGCCUGAUCUGUGUCAAUGAACAGACUCCUUUCCUGUCUCAGGGGUGAGAGAAUUGGCCAUCUCUGAGGCACUCAGUUCUGUCCCCCUUGACUGGUGAAAGUUAGGCUUUGCAGUCUGUUUGCUCCAAGCCAGGUUACACAUCUCAGUGGAAAGGGCUAAACUGUCAACAGACGACAUAUCUUGCCUUCCUUGGAUCAAUGUCAGGAGGACAGUGCCUCUAAUCAGACUACCUGCUAGUUGGCCUUGCUGGGGAAGGACAUUCCCCUCUCUUCUGCUCCCCUUUAAUCUGGGGGAGCCGUGGACUAAGCAUUUUUCCAUUCUGGUGGUCUGGCAUCUUGCCACCUUGCUGACAGUGGACGUUUUUCACAGUCAGAAAACCAACAGUUUAAAAUGAUCCACCUCCUGUAGCCUCCGAGGAGGUGAGGCAGGUAGAGAGCCCUGUUUACAAGAUGAAGUCCUGACAUCCGUCCUUGACCCAGCAGACAGCGCAGUAAUAGUCCUGUAUGUGAUUCCUACGCGUGCUUUGCCUCUGCUUGAAGAGAGCAAACAUCCCGCAGCUGCCCGCAGUUCCCUAUGUCAGGCCAAAUGUGCGUCUUGCUUUGUGAACCGAAUAGAACCUUACCCACCUUAACGCUUGCCUUAGCAAAAUGAUUACUGAAGUAACAGUAAAAGUGUCCCAGCUUGCUUAUCGAGCUCUGUUCCUGCUAUAGAAAAGCUGUCUUGUGUACUUUGAUGUUCAAAGUUCUAUAUACGUGUCACAGUGUUAUCUUCCUCCUGGUGUCUUCUUCCUUAUGUAUGUUUCUCAAAUGUUUUGUGUGUUUUGGAUUAAUAGUUACAUGGAAUAUAUUUUCCAGACCUUUAUCUCCUCUGUCUCUGCAACAUUCAAAGUGUUACUUAUAAGAUGAAAAUUGCUGUGUUUAUAUUUCAACCUACCAAAAAGUUCUGUGUUGCCAUGGAAGCACUUACUCCACUCAAUGCCAUGUGGUAGAUGCUGUAUUUGGCCUUAAAGGUCGCUUUGCAAUUUGGGCUCCUCUUGGCUUCCGUUCUAUUUCCUGUACUUUAAAAAUUUGUUUACAAUGGCUGGGGAGAGAGUGUCAGACUUGCACACUGGAGGUUACUGGUUCAGUCCCCAGAACUGCAUGCACAGAGUGGUGCUCUGGUUUCUCUCUCUCCCUGUCUUGUGAAACUCAUGUCGAAAAACAACAAAACAAAAUAAAAUAUAUCUUUAAAAAGUACAAAG
Erinaceus europaeus (western European hedgehog) is the source of this 7984-nucleotide messenger RNA. Its product is annotated as zinc finger protein 805-like. Lineage: Eukaryota; Metazoa; Chordata; Mammalia; Eulipotyphla; Erinaceidae. Gene Ontology annotation, biological process: negative regulation of transcription by RNA polymerase II. The record is from RefSeq and is a predicted model, not a curated record. Gene Ontology annotation, molecular function: DNA-binding transcription repressor activity, RNA polymerase II-specific. Bases 164 to 2044 code for a protein of 626 amino acids. The transcript is spliced from 5 exons.